Episyrphus balteatus (marmalade hoverfly) is the source of this 1406-nucleotide messenger RNA. RefSeq names its product probable serine hydrolase. The coding region runs from base 175 to 1236 and encodes 353 amino acids. NCBI's taxonomy places the organism in Eukaryota, Metazoa, Arthropoda, Insecta, Diptera, Syrphidae. The transcript is spliced from 2 exons. The record is from RefSeq and is a predicted model, not a curated record.
UUUAAAUUGUAGUCAUAUGGCUUGAGAGGUAAUAGUUUGUUGAUAAAAGUUUUGUGUGUUUAAUAGUAAAAUUUUUAAGUAAGAAUAUAAACAAGUUCAAGUUCAAUUUUCUUGAGAAAAUGUUUAAUUUUUGUUUAUAAAAAAAACAUGGUCAGAUAGAAAAUAGAUUUUUUUAUGAAAAUGAGUACCAAAAUAAUCACACCGCAAGCAGCAAACAUGCGAAAAUUCGAAGAGAUCAGAAUUCCAGUGCCGUGGGGUCACAUCGCUGGUCGUUGGUAUGGCACAAAGUCCGUCCGACCCAUCCUCGCAUUGCACGGCUGGCUAGACAACUAUGGCACUUGGGACACCCUCAUACCACUGCUCCCGCCGCACAUCGGCAUCCUUGCCAUCGACAUGCCUGGUCAUGGAGAAUCGUCUCGUCUGCCCGAUGGAAUCGUCUACCAUGGCCACGACUAUUUGAUAGACAUCCUCCGAGUGAUGCAGCUAUACAAUUGGAAUAAGGUCUCUAUAAUGGCCCAUUCGAUGUGCUCAAUGUUCGCAUUUGUCUUUGCUGCCUACUAUCCCGACCGAGUCGAUAUGCUCAUCCAAUUGGAUGCCAUAAAACCGCAUUACCAUUCACCAGAACAAACCAUCAUUCUCAUCAACGGUUACAUGGAGAGUUUUCUGCUCGAGGAGAAACGCAAUCGAGAUAAGUACAGCGAACCGCCAUCGUAUGCCUAUGAAGAAGUCGUCCGAAGGAUUCAUGUGGGCUCAAAUAAAUCGGUGGACAAGGACAAAUGUAAACAUCUGAUUCGGACGAAUGUCACCAAAUCCACGCUCUAUCCGGCUAAAUAUUAUUUCUCGCGAGAUUCCAGAUUGAAGGGGUUUUUGAGCUUCUUUGAGAGCAUGGAGUCGCUGAUAGUCAUGGCGAAACGUAUUAAAAUUCCACAUUUGGUAAUUAAGGCUUCGAGGUCACAUUUAAUCAAUGAAGUAGAUGAUCGUAUUAUUGAUGUGCUGCAGGAUAAUAAUCCAUAUUUUGAAUUCCACAUUAUUGAGGGUAGUCAUCAUGUGCAUUUAAACAAUGCCUCGGAGACAAGCAUUCUUGUGAACACCUUUAUUAACAAAUGGAAGAAGCCACAAGCUGCUGCUGACAAUGUAGACAACUAUGCCAACAAUGACGAUGGGUUAAAACCACAACCACAAAUUUGUCCCAUGAAACCUCAAGGCAUGAAUUUCAUGCAAAAGGCAAAAUUGUAAAAUUACUUGGAAUUAGAAUUGGGAAGCCUUUAAACUGAAAUUGUUUGUAGGGAAGAAGAAGCUUUAUAUCUAUUUUCAAAUUAAUUAAACGUUUUUUGAAUUUAGGGAUAUUUUGUGUAUAGUUAAAGAAGCUAAUGUCUACAGAGGAGGUAUUUUAUAUGAGUUAAAUA